AUGCCCGAACGACGUCUGGAACGUCAUGAGAAAGUGACGAACGCGGUCCUCUACGUGUCUUUCUCGGGUAUAGAUUCGAGCCAGCGCACACGAUACUUGCGCGCGGUUGGUACGGCGCGUGUGUUUGCAGUCGCGACGAGGGUCCUUGUGACCCAGUUAACCCUCCACAAUCCAGUGCUUUGCCCUAACGCAUCCACAGCGGAGGUGGGCCCUCGCGAUGAUAGUGCUGGCGUCCUGAUUACCCAGAACGAUGUGGAUGCAGUGGUGAACAAGGCUGUCGAUGCCCAGCUGGAAGCUGAGGCUGCCACUGAGCGUGCUGCACGGGAUGAGAGGACUGCAAGCGAGAUUCGACAGUCGAACCGCAAAAUGCUCGAACGGAUGAGGAACCUGAAACACCAGGUUCUUGGGCACGCGCAGACUGGAACUCAGCCGCUUCCGAUGUCCUUGGCGCGUCGAGCAAGAAGGGAGGGAAGGUCACCGUUUGAUCCUUUGCCUCCGGGGUCGGAAACAAUUUGUGAAGCGUGGCAGGACGGUACUCCUUCAGUCGCCCAUCGUAGAUUGUCGGGUGUAGGCGCAACGACGAAGGAUUAUCCAGCUUGUAGGCGUCGCUAA
Molecule: messenger RNA, 612 nt
Organism: Peronospora matthiolae
Lineage: Eukaryota; Oomycota; Peronosporomycetes; Peronosporales; Peronosporaceae
Source: the annotation of a GenBank genome assembly